Messenger RNA from Cylicocyclus nassatus, 2031 nucleotides. NCBI's taxonomy places the organism in Eukaryota, Metazoa, Nematoda, Chromadorea, Rhabditida, Strongylidae. The record is from the annotation of a GenBank genome assembly.
UCGUAAUUUGCAAAGCUAUGGGAUUAGUUAAAUGCCCCCGUGGGACCUCCUCUUUUGGCAAUAUUGUCCUCUACCCGCAGGUAGAAGAAACGAGGUCGCCAAGGAAAAUCAUAGAUGCGGCAGAUCAAACAUGAUCGACUUGUCACGGCGAGUGGCGGGACCCGUGCUGUGAUUUCUUCUCGAUUUCCAACGCAUUCCAUCCUACGGCCCUAACUCCACUUACACUGCUACUACUAACUUUUGAGUCACUGAGUUUGGUCACUCAUGACGUCCACAGAGUCUUCAAUAGUGCUAAAUGAAGAUCGAGUUUUCUUCACGAGGGAUGUUGAUAGUUCGGAGCAGUUCUCAAACGCCUAUACUUCCAAAGAAUUUUUGAAGACACUUCUCGGCCGCCUCAAUAAAAGCGAUAACCAUGUCCAGGCUCUAGUCUUGAUUACCGAGGCGAUGACGAAAAUUGCUGAACCUAUGUCAGUCGAAGUGCAUGCUUGCGUUGGAGGAACUUCUAUAAAUGAGGAAAAGUUAGCGCUAGCAAAGGGAGCUCACAUUAUCGUUGGCACUCCAGGCCGCGUAAAGCACAUGAUCUUUCUAGGGUUUCUGGUACUCAAUGCCCUCGAUCUAUUUGUUAUGUACAAUUUCUGCCCAUUACUAAGCAAGGAUAUCAAAGAAGCAGUAUCUUCAAUAAUAAGUUCACUGCCUGAAGACAUUCAGAAAGGCAAAUGCGUUUGCACGAGCAAUAUGCCUCGUGCACAACGACUGCUGGAGCAGUAUUGUAAGGAAAUGUCCUUGUGCAACUUUCGUGAUGAAUCUAGUGAUUUACUGGAACGCGAUGUACCCACACCCGAGUCGGGUAUUGAUGAUGGCGUGGAAGCCAUGGAUUGCGAAGAUCCUUUGGAAGACGAACACGAUCAGGCGAAUUUAACAGCUCACACUCAUCACAUUUUAGCCGCUAUAAGGGGCGUGGAUGUAGACAAGGAAGCUGUGCAAGUGCUGGUCAUUGCUCCGAGAAAAGAGGAUGUCAAACAGAUUUUGGACGAACUGCAAAAAUCCCUCUCAAGCACGAAAAUCUUGGUACACGGUUGCUGUGAACAGACCAAACUGCGAGAUGAUGGCUAUGUACUGAGUAACGGUGUUCAUGUCCUUAUAGCAUCACCUCAACGAGCAUGUCAUCUAUUAAGACGCCAGUUCCUACAUACGGACAGCAUACAAGUUUUGGUAAUGGUAAAGGCGGAUGAGCUCUUCUGCACUGGUUUCAAAACUCUACUGCACGAUGUAAUCCAGUCUAUGCCUGAAAGUGUUCAGUGCGUCCUGCUAUCAGGAAAGGAACUAAUACAUGCGAGUGAAGCUGUUGACAACACUGUAUCCCCAUACGAAAAGCUUGCCCCAAGUGAACCGCGUGAACCUGUGAUGAACCGAAGACGACACAUAUGUAUUGAAGUACAAGAUGAUCAACAAAGUGAGCGAACUCGUGACUUUUGCAGAAAUAAUGUGGCCGCAAAGAAGACUCAGUUUGAAGUACUUUGUGAUUUGUAUGAGAAGUUGGAGUACGAAAAGACAGUGAUCAUAUGUAAAUGGCCGAAAAAGGCUAUAUGGAUCCAGGAGCACUUAGCGGCUCGAGGCUACCACAUAGUUUGCCUUGUUGGUAUGAAGACGAAGAAAUUUAGAGAGGAGAUGCAGAAGUUUGAGUCGUCCUCGUCAGGAGUGGUUUUGAUAACGGAGACCUCGGCUAACCUAUUCAAAGAAAAAGAGAUCUCCGUCAUUGUAAACUAUGAAAUGCCAAGAAAAGCGAAAGGAUAUGUGGGCCGCGUGGCACCAAUGGAUCUCGAGAGAGAAAGAACUGUAGUCAAUCUGGUAAAAAAUAAUCGAGAAGCAAACUUGAUGGAAACAGUCCAGUCGCAGUAUGGUAUCAGUAUCGAGCAUUUUAUAAAUCCACACUGUAUAAAGUUCUAAGUGAUCAUCAAGUGCACAUUAUUUUGAGCAUGUGUCAUGUUCUCUGUAAAUGUAUAGUUUUAUCCUCUGCUUGAUAAAUAUGUG